GUAGACAACUCCGACGGUUUACAUGGGCAUAACCAAGCUAUGCCUGACUUGGAGACCAUAAGCCAAAUUCGGAGUACAAACAAAAUGACGGAAAAGCCGUCACGAAAGCGAAAAGCUGACGACAGGCAAGAAAGCCUGGCAAGAGCGGUGCGCAAAGAGGCACCGCAGCCAUUGCGAACCGAAGGAGAGAACGAAGAACCAAAAAAGAAGAGAAAAAAGAAGAAGAAGGCUGCGUUCACUGCAGAAGUUAGCGCUGCCAGUGCUGCUGCUCUGCCAAAAGACCGGGGUUUUGUCGAGAAUUCCGAGCAAAUUGCGGUGGUGAAAGAUAAUGAGGAGCUCGAACUGGAAGAGCUUGUCUUUGGUGGCGAUGUGGAGGGCCGAAUGGAUGAAGUAUUUCAAAAAGUGGGGCAUGAAUUUGACGAUAUAAUAGAAGAUGAAGAUAAUUGGCUGGCAUCAGCAAGGGUAGACAAUGAUGAAGAGGAUAUUGAGACAAAAGAGGAUACGAUAGAGAGUGGGGAAGAACCCGAGAAUUUUGGGUUUUUCAUCGAUACAGAUGGUAAAGGGGCGGAAUCAGAUCUGCCCUCGCAAGGCGUAGAGAAAAAUCACAUUGAUGUGGAUAUCGAGCCAGAGGAUGAGUUGGAUCAAUCAAAGACAUUGUCUGCAUCGGAUUUGUCUUCUCUUCCACCUGCGUGGGAGGACGACGACGACGUGCCCGUAAACAUUGUGGACACCAAACGACUGCGUAAGCUGAGGCUAAAUUACUCGGAAAAAGUUCUAUCCGGAAGGGAAUACGAAUCGAGACUGCGACAACAAUACGAGAAGAUCCAUCCGACCCCACAAUGGGCAUUGAAACCAUUCCGAGAGCAGAAAGCUGGAAACUCUGGAGAUGACUUGCUCAGGAUUUUACGGACUACAACCUCGAUCGUUAGUACGAAAAGGAACAACGCAACACUGAAUCCAGAUUUGCUGGAGAUUGUCCGUCUGAAGGACGCUAAUCAGGCGGCUUAUUCACAAUCUGUGGUGCAGUCCGUCAAGUUCCACCCUAAGGCACCCGUGCUUUUGACGUGCGGCUAUGAUCGGACUUUGCGGCUGUUUCAGGUUGACGGAAAGAUCAACCCAAAAAUUCAAUCCGUACAUAUCAAAGAUCUUCCCAUUCAUCGCGCAACCUUCACCCCCGACGGAAAAGAAGUGCUUCUUACGGGGAAACGAAAAUUCUUCUACUCUUACAAUAUCGAAGCUGGUGUCAUCCAGCGGAUUCCUGGUAUCCGAGGUCGAGACGAAGAAAGUUUUGCAAACUCGUACGUAUCGCCGGAUAAUAAGCAUUUUGCUUUCCUCGGCCGUGACGGCCACAUUAUUCUGGUCUCCAAGGACACCAAGCAAUGGGUCGCUACCAUGAAGAUGAACGGAUCAGUCACUGCAAUCGAUUUUUCAAAAGAUGGAAAGUUUCUGUAUUCGUUUGGAGGGGACGGAGAAGUGUACCAGUGGGAUCUGGGCUCGCGAAAAUGUAUUCACAAAUUCUAUGAUGACGGAUGCGUGAAGGCGACCACUUUGGCCGUGUCUGGAGGAGACGAAUACCUUGCGACCGGGUCGGACUCUGGCGUAGUCAAUCUAUAUGACCAUAAAAGCUGCCUUUCCAGUUCAAACCCAUCUCCCCGAAAAUCGAUUCUAAACCUUACCACAGCGAUCACAACCCUCCGCUUUAAUGUUGACUCGCAGAUCUUGGCGAUGGCCAGUCGAGAUAAGAAAGAUUCCCUCCGCCUCCUGCAUGUUCCUACUCAACGAAUUUUCAAGAACUGGCCCACAUCGCAGACUCCACUUGGAUAUGUAAACUGCUUGGAUUUUUCACCAGGGGGAGGAUACUUGGCGUCCGGAAACGACAAAGGAAAGGUCCUUUUGUACAGAUUAAGUGCAUAUAAUGCUGUAUAGAGAUUACUCGUGAUUUUGAAUAAAGGUUUACGUUGGCAAAAGGAAACAGA
Messenger RNA from Spizellomyces punctatus DAOM BR117, 1976 nucleotides. RefSeq lists its product as uncharacterized. Gene Ontology annotation, biological process: rRNA processing. NCBI's taxonomy places the organism in Eukaryota, Fungi, Chytridiomycota, Chytridiomycetes, Spizellomycetales, Spizellomycetaceae. Bases 40 to 1926 code for a protein of 628 amino acids. Gene Ontology annotation, molecular function: protein binding. The record is from RefSeq and is a predicted model, not a curated record. The transcript is spliced from 8 exons. Gene Ontology annotation, cellular component: small-subunit processome; Pwp2p-containing subcomplex of 90S preribosome.